AUGAGGGCCACCCUGGCGUUAGGAUUUUUAAUAGUCCUUGUGUUAGUGGAAAGUCGUCGUCUACCUUCUAAAAAUCAUGAACAGCCGAAAGAUAAAUCAGAAAUAAGCGAUCAAGCUCCAGCCGCUUCUGGCGAUAAAAAAGAGGAGCAUAAAGACCAAAGUUUUAAAAAAGGCGGUGGCAAGGAACAUCAUGCUCAUCAUGAUAACGAACAUGAAGAGAAGGGACAUAAAGGUUACAAAGGACACCAUCAUCAUGAAAAGGGAAAGAAAGGUCAUCGCGACGAGGAACAUCACAAAGGUGAGUAUGAUGAUCACGGUGGACAUAAAAAAGAACAUCAUCAUCAGGAUGGCCACUAUGAUGAACAUCACAAAGGCGAAAAAGGCGAAAAAGGUCAUAAAUAUGAAGAAAAAGGACAUUAUAACAAAGGUCAUUCUACUAAAGGCCACCAUGAAAUUCAUAAACUUGAUGAAUUUAAAAAGGAUAAGCAUUUCUUCGAUGAAGAAGGUGAUUCGGGACAUGAAGAGAAACAUGGUGGUUUCCAUGAAGAGCACGGUCACAAGAAAGGUGGUAAGUUUCAUAAAGGUCAUCAUCAUGGUGAUCAUCAUGAGCAUGAACAUGGCGAGAAAGGCCACCAUGAAAAAGGUGGACACCAUCAUGAGCACAAGGGGCACAAAGAAACCGGCGGUCACGACCAGCACUACAAUCACCACCAUGAUCACGGACACAAGGGUGAUCAAGCACAUCACAAGAAAUGGGGUUACAAAAAAGGACACUAA
Messenger RNA from Bombyx mori (domestic silkworm), 777 nucleotides. RefSeq names its product histidine-rich glycoprotein. Bases 1 to 777 code for a protein of 258 amino acids. The record is from RefSeq and is a predicted model, not a curated record. Lineage: Eukaryota; Metazoa; Arthropoda; Insecta; Lepidoptera; Bombycidae. The transcript has a single exon.